CAGGCAGCUUUGUCAACUUUUUUCUGCCUUAAUCAGCUUCGCGUGCGACUACGGUGCAAGAUGGCGCAGAAACAGCAUGCUGCCCGGCCGCGCCCGGUCGAUGUCGAUGCGAGUGGCGAGGAUAUGUCGGAAAAGGAAUUUCACAGCGAGGAGGAUGCCAGCAUGGACGACGUCUCGGGCAGUGAGGACGAGCACAGCGAUACCGAUAUUUCAGACGAGGAAUCAGCCGAUCCCGGACAGAGCUACGAGCAGCAAAUUGGCAACCUCUCAUUCGGCGCGUUGAAGCAGGCUCAAGAUGCUGUGUCCAGGAAGCGGAAGAGAGGAUCAGAUACCACGCCAGAUCAGGAAGACAAAUUAGCAGCACUGAGAGAUCGAUUACGGCAAAUUAAGGAGCAGAAGGCCAGCAAGACGUCGGAGACCAGCAAAAGCGCGAAGAAACCAAAGCCAGCGAAUCGUGCGCCCAGCGAUGAUGAUGAUAGCGAAGACGAUUCAGAUUCCGACUCAGACUCUGGCCCAUCUGAAGAGGAUGCGCCGAACAAGUCGCGUACAUCGAAGCAUGCCCCAGCCGCUCAAUCGACCAAGUACCAGGUCUCGCGGAGACGGCAAGUGGUAGACGUGCCCAAACGAAAUGUUCGAGACCCUCGAUUCGACGCCUUCCAUCAAGGUGCACCAACCGGGAACAUCGACAAAGCCUACAGCUUUCUGGUAGACUAUCAAAAGGACGAGAUCAAACAGUUGAAAGCUGAGAUCAAGCGCACAAAGAACGAAGAGGAGAAAGACGUCCUCCGGCGAAAAGUCAACAGCAUGGAAAAUCGACUGAAAGCCAAAGCUGCCAAGGAGCGAGAGCAGGAGGUCUUGCGGAAACAUCGUAAAGAGGAGAAGGCGAAGGUGGAACAAGGCAAGACGCCAUACUACCUUAAGAAGAAGGAGCUCAAAGAGAAGGCACUCGUGGAGAAAUUCAAGGGCAUGAAGAGUAAGGAACGACAAAAGUUGAUCGAAAAGAGGCAGAAGAAGGAGAGCCAGAAAGAGAAGAAGAAGAUGCCUGAGGCGAGGAGAAUGGCAGUGGGUUGAGAGGGCGUGGUCGGUCACAGAAGACGUGUUUCAUCAUCACCCCGUAUCUUGACACGCUCGUCGAUGCAGGCUGGCCGCGCGUCAACCAGCUGGUUGCAGAAAACCACCAAGCCACCAGCUUGACGUUUCCGCCUAUUCGUGCCCUGGUCUGGUGCUCGCUCUCGGCAUGUCGUCGUCAUCUUCUGACGCUAAGUGACAGCCUGGUGAGCCUCAUCGACUGGGAACCACAGGUCCAUGCUUGAAGCUCGUGUCGCUUUGACAAAGACCAAGACGGAGAGAAGAGAAAACCACGACAGCCAAGCGGCCCGCACUCUCGCUCGCUCGCUACCAAACGACAACUUGGCAGAUCGACUUCUCUUCUCCUUUUGGGCCCACGGAACGGACGCUGUCUUCAGGAUCGGCCGAGGGGCCCUCUAGCUCCGGACCGAAGCGAAACCACGAUCCAAAAAAUCAUCCACGUGAACAUCAGCAGAAGAUGAC
Molecule: messenger RNA, 1551 nt
Organism: Cercospora beticola
Lineage: Eukaryota; Fungi; Ascomycota; Dothideomycetes; Mycosphaerellales; Mycosphaerellaceae
Biological process (GO): maturation of SSU-rRNA from tricistronic rRNA transcript (SSU-rRNA, 5.8S rRNA, LSU-rRNA)
Cellular component (GO): 90S preribosome; nucleolus
Source: RefSeq, a predicted model, not a curated record